AUGAACUUGUUAAUGCUGUUAAGUACCUUUAGCCUUUUGCCCCUGGCAUUUGGCAAAAGUUAUAGUGAAAAGUAUUUAGGACUAGAUAGCCACUCGUUUAAAGACUACUGUAAGAAUAUGAACCUGCACAUCCUGGUUAGCGCAGAAUCUCAUCAUAAUGAGUGGUUUUCCUAUUUGUUAGGCCUCAGAAUUGCAAGCGAGGCGAUGACUAUGAAGGGUACUUUGAAUUAUUUAUCAUAUUCCUUUUUUGAUGAUAAACUUUUGUAUACAUAUAGGAAACUAUUGGAUAAUCAAUAUGACAUGAUGGAAACCUUAAAACAUUUCCAGGAGAAACACAAAACUUAUGGAAUUACAACACAUGAGCACUCAAAUGUAUUUGGGUCUUUGAAGGAGUAUUACGAAAAGUAUAUAUUAAACAAACGCGAUAUGCGAAAAUCAAAAAAUGUUAUAAUUAUUUGUAAAUUUUUUGGAAAAAUGGAACCUUCAGAAUAUUCUGAUGAAUUCAUAAAUUACAUAAGAGACAUUAGAAGCAAAAAAUUGGGGGUUUUUUUCUUCUCAGACAAUUCUGAGGAAUCCAAGAAGAUAACCUUUCAGAUCUCUGAAAUGAGUAAUUAUAAAUCUUCACAUGUUCCUUUAGCAUAUUUCUUUACGGACGAAAUUGAUAGUCACAAUAGAAUCAGUAUAAAAAGAUUUUGCUAUGCUUUGGAAUAUGGUGCCACCUGUAAGAGGUAUAACGACUGGUCUGAUUGGAGUGGGCCUUGUGAUUUUAGGAAAAGACAGAGGACCAUGCCCAAAAGAAUUACCCUCAGACGUAAUGUCACUAAUAAGGAUUACUACACUGCUAAUUGUAGGAACCUUUUCAAUUAUGAGUUAAUAAUCAAAGAAGAUUACAGAAGCGAAUGCGCCAGCGAAAUGUACAGCUGCAGAGGUAUCUGUGGUGAAGGAUAUAUGUUCACACCACACGUUGUAAAUUACGAACUCUUAGAAAAGUAUGUCCCCUGUUAUGAUUUGCCAGUUUGCUCACCCAAGCAAAAAGCAAAAAGACGCCAUGAAGUUUAUGAUAAUUUACUACGAAUGCUUAAUGAUUAUGCAUGGCAAUUGCGUAGAGAAGAAACCACACAACGGACGAAAAUGAACAGAUUACACGAAAGUGAAUUUGACGAAGAGAGUGCUCAUCCACGAAUGAUGCGGGAAGCAACCGCUCAACUAAAAAAAAAAACAGACUCGAUUAUAGAAAGACAGCGCAGUCUUAUUAAAAAUCACAAACGUUUGAUUCAGUAUGUCGAGGAAGAUGAUGAAGUAAAGAUCAUCGACCAUUUGGGAAACUUCGCCAUUAAGGAGAAACCAGACCCCGAUACGCACGAUGUGAAGGUAUAUGGAAAGGUUCACUCACGUUUUAGCGCGGCGACUGCAAAUGGGAAGGAUCAAAGCGGGGGCAAUACCGUCCAAACUGCAAAGGAGGACACCGCAGGGAAGGCAGGUGGAAAGGAUAAAACUGGAGGGGUUAGCGUGGAGACGGCACCUGAAAGUACCGCUAAUAAGAAAAAUGUGGAGGAUCAAAGCGGGGGCAAUACCGUCCAAACUACAAAUGAGGACAUCGCAGGUAAAGCAGAUGGAAAGCACCAAGACGGAAGCACACAUGUCGGGAUGGAGGACUCGGACACUGCAGGAAAAACUGAUGGGAAGAAGCUGGAGGAGGGUGAAAAAGUGGGGGAUGGAAAAGGGGAUGGCGAAAAUGCUAAAGAGCGCAUUAACCAGGAAACUAGGCUCAAUCCUGAGGAGGCGGAAAAUACACUUGAUGCAGCAGAAAAAAAGGAAGAGAAAAUGGAGCAAAAAAUUAUCAAAGCAAACGACCUUGACAAACCAGAUGAAAUCGCAAAGAUGGAUACAAUUGACACAGGGGCAAAAGAAGGAACUGCGGAAAUUGAUUCACCCGGUUUGUCAAAUGAGAGCCAUUUGCCUAAAGUAGAAGCUGGAGGACCUUCAAAUAAUCAACCAAUAAAUCCACAAGAAAAUGACAACACGAAGUCUCAAAUUGGUGGUACUAAAAAUGACGAGGUAAAUUCAAAUGAUUAUAUCCCAUCAGAGAACGGUGCUGAUGCGGAAAGUGGAGACCCUAAAGUAGACGCAUCGCAGGGACACUCCUCAGCUAAUCAUAACAAUUCACCUGUUCAUAAAAUCACCCAUGAUGGGAAGGACGGAUUGACUGAUAAACAUCAGCAAGAAUUGUAUGAAGAGAGUGAUACACCGAAAAGGGAGGGUGAAACGGGUGGUGAUGGUCAAGGUGGAGAGGAUGAAAUAGCUCAAGUGAACAAGGGGGUAGAAGAAGAAGCAGGAGCUGCUCGUACAGAUGCACCAAAGGAAAGUGCACAGAAGGAAAUAGCGCAACAUGGUCGCGUUGAAGACGAGGCCAGAGUCGAAGAAAGCGCCAAUGGACACACCAACGGGUCCUCGAACGAACACGCCAACGGACACUCGAACGAACACCCGAACCAAAUCGGGAAUGACGCCGCUGAAGCUGCGACACGAAAUGAUCAAGUAAACGGAGAAACAGGAGUAACUGCAGAGCAGGGAAGCGAAAAAGGGGAAGAUGAAGUGAAAUACGAUGCACAAAAAGGAAGUACAAAUGGUGAGGAAGUGGUAGGGGGACAGCCACAACACACAGAGACUAAACAGGUAGACUUAAAUAGACAAGUGGACGAUAGCCAAGGAGAAGAACAUAAAAGUAAGAGCCAUGACAAAUUAAUAAGAGACUUUAUAACGAAGAACCACAUUCCGGAUGGCUCCACAAAACAGUAUGAACUGCCAGAAAUGGAAAAUGAGAAACAAACACCAACUGAGUACACAGCAGAGAUGCGCGGGGCGAACGAUGGACGAGCUAGUGGACAUAAUAAGCAAACGCAUGAUACGGAUGGGGGCAUAGCGGCAAGUACGCAAUCUCAUGCUGUACACCAAAUGAAGGAAAAAUCGGAAGAGAGCGACCACCAUUUCGUCGAAUCCGCCAUUCCAGAUGAAACAAAAACAGAGGCACAUCACACAGAGAGUCACAUUGCCGAUGGGCAUGUUUUACAGGGAGAAAGAAUAGGCGCAGAUAAGAUGCACACCGAGGGAGAAAGUCAACAUCAAUUUCGAGGCAAAGACGAACGCGAACGCGAGCACGAAAGUGAGCAACAAAACAGGAACGCGGAAGAUGCCAAUUCGGCCAACGUAUUUGACAGUCACGUCGCUACAGCGGAAGAUCAAACGGAUGACCAGCAUGCGAAAGAAGCGAGUCACGCAUCAAGUAAAUCAAUUAGCGAGCAUAGAAGUCUCGAUGAAGGCCAUGAAGGGAAACACUUUAUGCGUGUUCAAACAGGCAAAGAACAUUUAGUCGUUGAAAACAAUGGGGAAACUCACAAAAUGGCAGUUGAAUCUACAGGAGGAGAAAUAACAUCAGGGGAUGAUACCAACAGAGGAAAAGUACCCGAGGGGGACGAAAAUGCACAUCAAGCAUCCUAUAAAAACAUAAGGGAACACGUAGGACAAACUGACAUGAACGAAAUGCACAAAGCGGAUAAAAACGAUGCAGAAAAUAUUGUGGAAGAUGGCAAUACGUAUGAUCCCGAAGAGUUAGAAGAAAUGAUGAAAGAAAACAGCAUAAUAAGUCAUAACUUUGGAGAACAUGCAGACGCACAUAAUGGUGAAAAGGGAGAUGUACUGUCAAGUGAAAGGGAACAGGAAGAGCAAACAGCGGGGGGACAUACUCAAGGAGGAGCAUCCUCUGAUAAUCACGCUAUACACAAUCAAGCAAAAGAAGAAAUUGAGGAAGAACGUAGAACAUCCAACGGACAUGUGGCAGAGGAAUUGGAGGCAGAUCAUGUCCACACACAACAGAAAGUACACGAAGAAGCUGCAAAGGAACACAAGACAAAGGAUCAAACAAGUGCCGGUAGAACAGAACUAGAGGAAUCACCCAAAAGUGACCACUUGGCAAAUGAAACGGAGGGCAGAAACGAGUUAACCGGAGAAGCUCUUCCAACACACGUAACAGCAGACCAUGCGGUGAAGGGGCAUCAUGUGGCGGAUGGAAUUGUGGGAGAACAUUCAGACACAGUCAAAGGGGGUGAAGCAGUUGAAGGGAGAGAAGCAGUUGAAGGGGGAGAAGCAGUUGAAAGGGGAGACACAAUCGAAGGAGGAGAAUCAGUCAAAGGGGGUGAAUCAGUUGAAGGAGGUGAGGCAGUUGAGGGAAGAUACUCAGUAGAAGAAGCAGUUAAAGGGAGAAACGAAGUUGAAGGAGGAGAGGCAGUCAAUGGAAGAGACGAAGUUGAAGGACGUGAAGCAGUAAAAGGGGGAGAAGCAGUAGAAGGAGGAGACUCAAUAGAAGAAGGAGAAGCAUUUGAAGGAAAUGAUGCAGUCAAAGGAGGAAAAGCAGUUGAAGGAGGUGAAGCAGUUGAAGGAGGUGAAGCAGUUGAAGGAGGAAAAGCAGUUGAAGGAGGAGAAUCAGUUGAAGGAGGUGAAGCAGUUGAAGGAGGUGAAGCAUUUGAAGGAAAAUAUGCAGUCAAAGGGGGAGAAGCAGUAGAAGGAAAAGAUGCAGUCAAAGGGGGAAAUGCCAUCAAAGGAGGUGAAGCAUUUGAAGGAAAAGAUUCAGUCAAAGGGGGAAAUGCCAUCAAAGGAGGAGAAGCAGUUGAAGGACGUGAAGCAGUAGAAGGAGGAGACUCAGUAGAAGAAGGAGGAGCAGUCAAAGGGGUAGAUGCAGCUGAAGGAGAAGAUGCACUUGAACGUGAAUUCGUGAAUGAACUUACAGAUGAACAUAAAGCAAAGGAUGAAAGUAAGGAUAAAGGCGUAGAUGAAGGUGCAAAUGUAGCUGAAGGCACAGAUGUGGGUGUGCAUACAGAAAUAGGCGAACACAAAGACAUGGGUGAAGGUAAGGGGGGAAGCAACCAUAUAGGUGACAAUAGCGAUGUAGGUGACAGUACCGAUGUGGGUGAUAAUACCGACGUGGGUGACAAUAGCGACGUGGGUGAUAAUAGCGAUAUAGGUGAUAACACCGAUGUGGGUGAACCCACAGAUGUAGAUGAACCCACAUAUUCAGGCCAACACAAAGCCAACGGAGAAAGGGAAGAAGUAGCUGAAGUUAAAGGAGACCAUAUGGAUAUAGUGGGUGUUAAAAAUGAAGGCAAACACGAAUCCGUGGGCGAAAGUGAACACAAAGAUGUAGAAAAGCAUCAAGAAGCAGGUGAAAGGGAAGAAGUAGCUGAAGUUAAAGGAGACCACAUGGAUAUAGUUGCCGCUAAAAGUGAAGGCAAACACGAAGCCGUGGACGCAAGUGAACGUAACGAUGUAGGCGAACAUAAAGACAUAGGUGAAAGUGCAGAUGCAAUGGAAGCCACAAGUAAGCAUGACGGUGUAAACGAAAGUAGGGAAAUAGGUGAACACACAAAUGUGAGCGAACAUAAAGAAGUAGGAGAAAAUGACGAAGCUGUAGAACAUGGUGAAGUAGGUGAACGUAAAAAAGCAGGUGAACACACAGAAGUGGGAGAACCUAAAGUUACUGGUGAACAUGACGAAGCAGAACAAACAGCAGUGGGCGAACCUAAAGUUAUUGGUGAGCAUAAAGAAGCAGUAGAAUAUGGCAAAGUAGGUGAACAUAAAGACGCAGGAGAAUCUACAGUUACUGGUAAGCAUGACGUAGCAGGAGAACAUAAAGAAGUAGGCGAACAUGACGAAGCAGGUGAACGUAAAGUUACUGGUGAGCAUAAAGAAUCAGGAGAACAUGACGAAGUAGGUGAACCUAAAGAUAUUGGUGAGCAUAAAGAAGCAGGUGAACGCAUAGAAGUGGGCGAACCUAAAGUUAUUGGUGAGCAUAAAGAAGCAGGUGAGCAUAAAGAAGUAGGAGAACAUAGCGAAGUAGGCGAACCUAAAGAUAUUGGUGAACACGACGUAGCAGGAGAACGUAAAAAAGCAGGAGAAUCCAGAGUUAUUAGUGAGCAUGACAAAGCAGGAGAACGUAAAGACGUGACUGAGCACAUAGAUGUAGGUGACCAUACAGAAGUGGGCGAACCUAAAGUUACUGGUGAACAUGACGAAGCAGGAAAACAUGACGAAGUAGGCGAAACUAAAGUUAUUGGUGAGCAUAAAGAAGUAGGAGAACGUAAAGAAUCGGGAGAACGUAAAGAAGGAGGAGAACAUGGCGAAGUAGGUGAACCUAAAAUUACUGGUGAGCACGACGAAGCAGGUGGACGUGAAGAAUCAGGAGAAUCUAAAGUUAUUGGUGAGCACGACGAAGCAGGAGAACGUAAAGAAGCUGGCGAACCUAAAGUUACUGGUGAACAUGACGUAACAGGAGAACAAACAGGAGUGAGUGAACCUAAAGUUAUUGGUGAGCAUAAAGAAGCAGGUGAACACAUAGAAGUGGGCGAACCUAAAGUUAUUGGUGAGCAUAAAGAAGCAGGUGAACACAUAGAAGUGGGCGAACCUAAAGCUACUGGUGAACACGGCGAAGCAGCUAAAGCCGAAGGCGUCAAAAGCGAACACGUACGGGGGAGCACGGAAGAAGGUGAGACCAUAAAGGAUAAACCUAUCGAGGCAUCGCGUGAGAGCAAAACAACGGAGGAAGGCGAAACUUCUGACAUAGACCAGAAGCUGCAUGAAGAUAACGCGAACCCCAUUGAUGGGACAGUGGGAGGUGGGGCAAAGAAAGAAGAACUGGCAGGUGCUAGUACACACUCUGCACAUAACGAAAAGGGGGAAGUGACUCUAAAGGAACAUGAAGGAGUAAACACCUUAGAUGGAAAUGGUGAAAAUGAACAAAAAGUGGAAGACAAGCAUGAACAAAUUUUAGAUUAUAAAAUAGAUGAUGAGAAAAAGGCAAGCAUAUCACCGCAUGCACAAAGUGUAGUGAGUGAAGAAACAGCUGGCGAGGUGAAGGAAGAGGUAGAAGACGCAUCCACCGCAAACAGGAAAAACGAGCCAACUGGUGAAGUUUCGGGUAGAACCAAUGUAAACACAGAUUCUAUAAUUACGCAGCAAAAAACGAGCAUAUUUCCAGUCGAAGAAUCGAAAAAAAUUGAAUCAGAAAAAGCUGAUGUAAAAAAUAUAAACAAAAUAAUUGAUAAUGUAGUAAAUACAUAUAAUAGUAAAAAAACGAACAGUGAAAAACAAAAUUAUGUUAAGGAAAAGUUAGACGUCCUUGAAGAUUUUGUAGAAGGUACCAAACAAGUGGAAGGGGGAAAAAAUGAAAACCCAUACAAGUUCUACUCAGAUGUGAAGAGCGUCCAUAAGCUAUUUUAUAAAAAAAAUUCCGAGGGACAAUUAGAAAAUGACAAAUAUCUUAUUGUUGGCCAGAAUAAUUUUAUCAUAGAUUCGGAUGAUACCAAAGCUCCCUUUCCCCAAAAUAUGUCCAAGAGGGUUAAUGAACUCCUGGACGAGCAGCUUCAAGAGGACGUAAUGAACACGUUGAGUCAGGAUGAGAAGGAGAGAAAGGAGGCCACCGAGGGGGGCAAACGUAAGGACGGAAAUGAUGACGCAGGUGGAAAGGGAAGUGGGAACGAAGGCGAAGGCGGAAAUGACAACGCAGGUGGAAAGGGAAGUGGGAACGGAGGCGGAAAUGAUAACUCAGGUGAAAAGGGUAGUGAAAACGGAAGUGGGAACGGAAAUGAUAACUCAGGUGAAAAGGGUAGUGAAAACGGAAGUGGGAACGGAAAUAACAACGCAGGCGAAAACGGACGCAAAGAAAGCAAAGCCCACAACAGCAAAACAUUCAAGUACGGAAGCAUAACCGUCUUCGCUGGUGCAGUUGUAAUUCUCAUGUCCAUGUACAUUUACAGACAUGCACAGAAUUACGGGCGCGCGGAAAAGGACAACUCGAAUAACAUCGAAUACCAGUUUACACCCGAAGUUGCGAUGAACGAAGAUAAGGGCCAAGACAUAACGUGCGGGCAAAGUGGCUACAUUGAGGAAGGCUGA
Plasmodium vivax (malaria parasite P. vivax) is the source of this 7944-nucleotide messenger RNA. RefSeq lists its product as hypothetical. The record is from RefSeq and is a predicted model, not a curated record. The transcript is spliced from 2 exons. Lineage: Eukaryota; Apicomplexa; Aconoidasida; Haemosporida; Plasmodiidae. Bases 1 to 7944 code for a protein of 2647 amino acids.